UAUAUAAGGGAUUGCGUAGGUAAGACCCAUGAGUCGUAGAAAGUUUACACGAGAACUAAUAUUAAAGCUAACAAGUUCAUAAGGAUUUAGUUGUGUUCAAGUGUUCGUUGGUUAAGCGUAUUUCAGAAUUAAAUACUGUAAGCAUGGAUUACCCGACGAAGGAAAAGCUGCAGCUGGCCGAACACGCAGUUCCUCCCGCCCCAGGAUCCUCAGAGGCGUCAGCAGAGAAACCCGAAGAAGAAAGGACCUGCUGUUUCUGCUGCAGUUAUCGGGCGGGCAGCAUCACCGUCGCCAUCUUCUACCUGCUGGUGAGCUUAACUGUCUUAGGCCUUGCAAUCGGUGUCCUCUGCAGUGCGGAUGUGAGACACAUUGGAGCCACGUUUUUUGUCGGACUUGGUGUGCUGAUUAUUUCAAUAGUCCUUAUCUCCUUGAUGUUAUACGGUGCCGUAAAGCGCCGUCCCCAGUACCUCCUACCCUGGGUUGUCUGGGAGGGAUUAAACAUCGGCUUCGGAUCGGCGGGUUUGGUCAUCAGUCUCUUCAGUAUUGGCGCCGUUGGACUCGUGGGCUUAAUUUUCUUUGCUCUCCGAGGCUUCUGCCUUUACGUCGUCCUGCAGUACCGUAGCCAGCUGACGGCCCAGCCUCCGAGGUCAGAGGUCAACGCUCAGGCCUAAUUUGCGAAGAUGCAGCCUCCUCUUCCUCCCGGGCUUGGCUUCGGGAAAUUUGUGAAACCUCUAGUGUUUCAUUAUGCGUUUUAUCUGCUUUAGCCCAGUGCAUGUUUGUUUGUGUGUUUGUAUGGAUAGAUGUACCUGUAUGUGCAUAGAUCGUGAUUGCCUCUUAUAGUUCUUACAUUGCUAUAUCUACAUUUAUAUACAUAUAUAUAUACACGCAGAGUAUUCUGACCACUAAAACAUUAUUGUAAGUGGAAAAAUAGAACCUACUAAUGGAUUUUGCUAUUUACAAGCGGUUACAAACACAACAAAACAGCAUAAAUGGCAGAUAAAAAAUGCAGUAAUCUCAUACGCAUCCACACACGCAUAAAAUGUAUGUGUUCAUAAAUAAAUAUAUAUUUAUAUAUGUGUGUGUUUGUGUAUAUGUUUGUAAAUUAUUGUUUACUUUUGUUAUGUUAUAAUUGUUUUUGUAUUCCUUAUGGAAUAAAAUCUGUAUCCUUA
Messenger RNA from Penaeus chinensis, 1169 nucleotides. RefSeq names its product lysosomal-associated transmembrane protein 4B-like. The transcript is spliced from 6 exons. Lineage: Eukaryota; Metazoa; Arthropoda; Malacostraca; Decapoda; Penaeidae. The record is from RefSeq and is a predicted model, not a curated record. Gene Ontology annotation, cellular component: lysosomal membrane. The coding region runs from base 144 to 671 and encodes 175 amino acids.